This is a messenger RNA of Malus domestica (apple), 1162 nucleotides long. Lineage: Eukaryota; Viridiplantae; Streptophyta; Magnoliopsida; Rosales; Rosaceae. The record is from RefSeq and is a predicted model, not a curated record.
AAAGCAGAUUCAGAAGAUUUUGCCCUGUUGUUUUGGUUUGUUUGGACUUUGUUGCCAAACUUUCUCAACUCCCCAAAAGUUCCCAAGUUCUCAACUCUGCUGGGUUCUCACUCACUCAGUCCACCAUGAACAUCUUCAAGAAGAAGACCUCCCCCAAAGAGGCUCUCAGGGAAAGCAAAAGAGAAAUGAGUGUUGCUACAAGAGGUAUUGAACGUGAGAUCGCAUCUCUUCAGUUGGAGGAGAGGAAAUUAGUGGCGGAGAUCAAGAAAACGGCUAAAACUGGUAACGAGGCUGCCACCAAAAUCCUUGCUCGUCAACUCGUUAGACUACGUCAACAGAUUACUAACUUGCAAGGAAGUCGUGCCCAAAUAAGAGGUGUAGCUACCCAUACACAGGCAUUGUAUGCAAGCACUUCUAUUUCCACAGGCAUGAAAGGUGCAACUAAAGCAAUGGUGGCAAUGAACAAGCAAAUGGAACCUGCAAAACAAGUUAAAGUGAUCAGAGAAUUCCAGAAGCAGGCAGCACAAAUGGAUAUGACGAUAGAAAUGAUGUCAGAGUCUAUUGAUGAAACCUUGGACAAAGAUGAGGCUGAAGAGGAAACAGAGGAGCUCACCAACCAGGUGCUCGAUGAGAUUGGUGUUGAUAUUGCAUCGCAGUUAUCUUCAGCUCCAAAAGGCAGAAUUGCAUCGAGAACUACUGUAAAUGUAGCUCCGAGGAAUGCUGAAAAUGUCGCUUCAAGGAAUGCUGCUGAAAAUGUAGCUUCAAGGAAUGCUGAAAAUGUAGCUCCAAAGAAUGCUGCAAAUGUUGUUAACAGUUUCCACAAGUUAGUAGGAUUGGACGGGAUUCCUUCAUGACUAAUGCAUACCUUCAAAGUUCUGAAUCAUCUGACGUUGAGGAUCUUGAGAAGAGGUUGGCCUCUCUGCGACGUUUGUGAUCCUGUUAAGCAUGCGGUGCGCAGAUCCCGAUCAUCAUAAUCAUAGUACAUCUGUUCGUGUAAAUUUAAUCAAAUUACAAAGCAAAACCAUAUAAAAGAAGAAUAUAUUGUAAUAAUAGUAGGAUUCCCUGGAUGACAUAUUUGUUUCAGCAACUAUUUGGAUUGGAUGGAGACGCCUUCUACCAUAUAACGAAGUUGUUAGUUUUCAUGACACGGUGGUGCCAAACA